GGGACAGUUAAUAUUAAAAUAAUCGUCCAAAAACGUUUCUUGACUGUUACCAAUUAUUGUAGUCCGUCGUUUUAUUAGUCUUCGGUUGUUUUAACGCACUCGUUUCGUGCAUAGUUUAGUAGAAGGUACUUUGGUCGGUACGUUCAACGACCAUUGCGAUGUUGACUUUGAGGUGUGUCGCCACGAUUAUUGCCGUGUGGCCACUCCUCGCCAUUACUUCCAUAUCGGUAGUGACUCGACAUAAGCGACAAUUACAAAACUCAUACAUAGGUCUGGGUUCUAAUGUGGAAAUACUUCCGGUCGGUGAUACGUCUGGGGUUAGCAGCUCGUACAGUGUAGUGGAAACGUCCAAAGUACCCCGCAGAGAGUAUAACACGCACAGAGCAAGAAACACGCAGCGGGACUCGGAACCGGAUAAUUCAGAGUACCGAGCGUACAACAAGCAUCCAUCUGCUAGAAGCAGAGGUAAUGCCGAAGACAUACCGGAACAAAAACCAUUCAGAUUCCCUGAAGAACGUCGUAAAAAAAAACCACAUAAGGCUGGUAUUGAAGACGGGGAUGAAGACUUAGACUCAAUACUGGUGCCUGACCAUCGACGAUCGGACUUGACACCAGGUAAUCGGAAAAAGUACAAGCCCAAGAAGCCACAGAAUGAUGACACGGACAGAGAGUCACUAGAAGAGACAAAAUCGGCACCCAGAAACGUCAAGGAACCAAAACCAUUGCCCAAGAACAUCAAAGAUAUUGUAGAAGAACGACCUGCUGAGAGCAAGAUCUCCAGUGACCUAAAGGACGAAGGCAGCAGAUACAUAGGCCACGGAUCUGCUGGUUUUGGUGGUGGAAGCGAGUACGACAAGGAAAAGCAUUACGACAAGGAACAGGGUCAGAAGUUCUUGGAAGGACACAAAUCCGAGGAGGGCGAGAAAGCGGAAAAAGCGUUCAAAAAGGAGGAAGCAUAUGACAAGAGUCAGAAAGAAGACUAUGGAAGUGACGAGAAGAAUUCUCAGGUGAGUGAAAAAGCGGGUGAAAAGAAAGGCCACGUGGACCAGGCACAACAUUUCGGUGAGGCCUACCAUGGCAAUCAUGGCGAGAAAGGUAUCUCAGUGGUGAAAAAAGGCGGCCACAAGAAGGGCAAGAAGACGUCUGGAUUCCACAAAGUGCACCACAAGGACGAAUAUAAGAAGGACGAGGUGUUCUACGAUGAGUCACACGAUGGUGGUGAACAUGAAGAACAUAAACAUGAACAAGAGAAGCAUGCCAAGGAGAAGGGUGGAAGCGAGAAAAAAGGUCACUCUGACACAGGCUAUCAUGAGAGCCACGGUUCAAAGAAAGCGGAGAGCGAUCACGGCAAGAAGUACGAACAAGCUAAGGGUCACAAGUCCGAAGCUGGUGAGCAAGCGCAUCAUGGCGAACAGUCCGAAUUCUCCAAGAAAGGAGGUAUUAAAGAAGGUGAGAAGUACGGGCACGCAGACGCGGGCGGCGGUGGCUACUUUGAAAAGGGUGGAUACUUCUGACCGGUCAAAUUUGACUCCAACGACGGCGGUGGCAGCGGUGUGUAAAUACCACGAUGACUUCUUAUUAUAAGUUCGAUGAUAUACUUUGGUGUAACUUAAGGACAAUUGUAGGUGUUAUAAGUUAUCGUCCAUAGCAAGUUUACACGAACAAAGUAUUUCUUGUUCUAAUGUGUAUUAAUUUAAUGUUUUUUUUUUUUUUAUUAUUAUUAUUAUAAUUAUUUACUUGUUUUU
Molecule: messenger RNA, 1745 nt
Organism: Melanaphis sacchari
Lineage: Eukaryota; Metazoa; Arthropoda; Insecta; Hemiptera; Aphididae
Product: glutamic acid-rich protein-like
Exons: 1
Coding region: 159-1514 (451 amino acids)
Source: RefSeq, a predicted model, not a curated record